Messenger RNA from Mastomys coucha (southern multimammate mouse), 2838 nucleotides. RefSeq names its product adherens junctions associated protein 1 (gene Ajap1). Gene Ontology annotation, cellular component: cytoplasmic side of plasma membrane; adherens junction; plasma membrane. Gene Ontology annotation, molecular function: beta-catenin binding. Bases 449 to 1681 code for a protein of 410 amino acids. Lineage: Eukaryota; Metazoa; Chordata; Mammalia; Rodentia; Muridae. The transcript is spliced from 6 exons. The record is from RefSeq and is a predicted model, not a curated record.
CAGCCUCGCAGCUCCGGCUGCAGGCUAGAUCCUCGCACGGCUUAAGGAGCCUCCGGCUUCGCUGUCCGCCGCCCCGGAGGACGAAGCCCUGCUCUUCGGACCCUCGCGGCCGGCGACAGAUCCGGAGAGCGCCCGCCUCGCUGCCGCCCGCGCCGUGUGGCCUGCGGUGGGGGCCCCGCGCCCCGAGAGCCGGCGGGAGGAUGUGCGUCCCCGCGGGCCGGCCCGCCUGAGCCAUGCGCCCCCACGGCGGCGGCGCGCCGGCCGGCAUGGAGCCCCGCGCGGCCGCGCUCUGACUCGCUGUGCGCCCCGCGGCCGGCGGGCGGCGGGCGGCGGCGGCGGCGGCCCGAAGCCGAAGAGCGGCGCCACGGGACGGGAGCGAGCGGGCGCGGGCGCCGCGCAGAUGGCCGGGGCAAGCAAGGUCUGAGGCUGGGUUCCCUGAAACGUGACCAUGUGGAUCCAACAGCUUUUAGGACUCAGCUCCAUGUCCAUCCGCUGGCCCGGCCGCUCUCUCGGAAGCCAUGCCUGGAUACUGAUAGCCAUGCUGCAGCUUGCGGUCGACUUCCCAUCCUGCGACUCACUAGGCCCCGGGCCUGAGUUCCGGCUCCUGUCCCGCCCACAGAGGCCCCAGCGGCUGUGGAGUCUGCGAAGUGGACCCCCAACAAGGCUACCAACACCGGCCUGGAGUCCCCGUGCUGCCCGGGCCGAACGUGCCCACGGGCCCAUACAGAUGCAGACUCCCCGUGCUCGGAGGGCCCACAGGCCCAGGGACCAGGUAGCCACCCUCGGACCCAGAGGGGGACUCACCAAGCCCCCAGCUGCCACCAGAUCGAGCCCUUCCCUCACCUCUGCGACAGCCUCGUCCUCCAUGGUGACUGCUGGGGCUGCAGAGAACCAGAGCCUCCUCAGACGGGGUAGGAGGCACACACACGAUGCAGAGUUCAACGAUUUCGACUUCCGUGGUGGCAGGCCCACGACAGAGACAGAAUUCAUAGCCUGGGGGCCUACAGGGGAUGAGGACACCCUGGAGUCCAACACCUUCCCUGGUGGUUUUGGCCCCACCACGGUCUCCAUCUUGCAGACACGGAAGACAACUGUGGCCACCACCACCACCACAGCCAGCACGGCCACCGCCAUGACACUGCAGACUAAGGGGGUCACCGAGUCCCUGGAUCCCUGGAAAAGGACCCCUGCUGGGGUUAGCACAACGGAGCCUUCCACUAGUCCCAACAACAAUGGGAAAGACAUCCAGCCCCCCAGGAUCUUGGGGGAGACCUCAGGUCUGGCCGUGCAUCAGAUUAUCACCAUCACUGUCUCCCUCAUCAUGGUCAUCGCCGCUCUCAUCACAACUCUUGUCUUAAAAAAUUGCUGUGCUCCAAGUGGGCACACUCGGAGGAACAGCCACCAGAGGAAGAUGAAUCAGCAGGAGGAGAGCUGCCAGAACUUGACGGACUUCACCCCGGCCCGGGUGCCCAGCAGUGUGGACAUCUUCACCGCCUAUAACGAGACACUGCAGUGUUCCCACGAGUGUGUCAGGGCCUCCGUGCCCGUGUACGCCGAUGAGACGCUGCACUCAACCGGGGAGUACAAGUCCACGUUCAACGGAAACCGAACCUCCUCUGCGGAUAGGCAUCUUAUCCCAGUGGCCUUUGUGUCUGAGAAAUGGUUUGAAAUCUCCUGCUGACUGGCCGAAGGCUUUUUACCUCCUGGGGGCGGGGCAGACGCCAUGUGUCUGUUUCAUGGAUUCCGUUGGUGAACUUGUACAAACAAAACAACAAAACAAAAGAAUUAUAAAACCUAAACCUAAACUAUCUAAGGGGAGGGUCCCGCACCCGCUGCUUCUGUUCGCCUGCGGGAACUCAGCAGAGCAGGACACCCAAGGCCAAAUCUAUUUUUGUAAAAUUGCUCGUGCCUAGGGGCGCUCCCUUCUCCCAGAGUUUUCUCCGGAGAGCAGAAAGAAGACAUGUAAGAAGCGGACAGAAACAGCAGAGAAAGCCAUGCAGAAGGACAGGAGACAGCUCCCGACGCCUGGGACUCGCACCACGAUUCUGAACCUGUGCCAAUAAUACCACUAUGUGCCAUGUAAUGACCCGGAAGCUCGGCAGAAGCCGAGCCCAGCGAACCACGCGGAGAGAUCUUAACAGAGGAUAGGGGUGGGGGAUCACUUCCGGUAGAGUCACUAUUUCUGGUUAAUAUACAUAUAUAAAUAUAUAAAUACCAACACACAGACACACACACUUUUUUUGUACUGUAGCAAUUUUUGAAGAUCUUCAAUGUUCCUUUUUAAAAAGAAAAAAAAAAGAAUUGUGUUCUAGUCACAAAACUUGAUUUAUUUAACAUGCUUAGUAUGAACAGAAUAAACUUGUGUUUUGUACUUUGGCAACUCACAUCACACGCAGCACACACAUGCACACGCAUCUGCACAUACAAACAUACAAGCAUUUAUAUGCAUAUAUUGGAGAAACUGUUCCGCAGGUGACCUGGUAUGUCAUCGUCUGUCAUCCAGGGAGACAGCCUCAACCCAGAGGACAAGUCCUUACAUGACAACUUCCAUCCGUCAGACACUUGCUGAAUGGUACUCAUGUGUGGCUUAUCACUCGGGCCAGAAUUAAGAAUGCUGUGGUUUCCUCUCUAUGUAUUCACACACACGGUCAGUGCUGCAUUUCUUCACUUAACUGUCCGAGGAUGCUAACAGCCACAUGCGUUUAAGUAGCCGACCGUCAACGAGUGAGCCUGAGAACCAGGUCGGGAGGGUGGCAGAUUCUCGAACAUUUGUGUCACACAAGCAUAGACUGAACUAAAGAAAUUUUACAGUUCCAUAAUUAAAGGAAUAUAUCCGUA